UGCUGGGGACACUCAAAAGGGAUCGCAGUUCCUGAGGUUCAAGACUCACCCAGUGUUCCUUGUACAGCCAUGGCCCAGCAGUUCUGGGUCUCCUGUCUUUUCACACUAUUUCUAGCUGCCUUGGCUCAGGAGUCUCUGGGUCCUCAAAAAGCAAAGGUGGACUGCAACAAGGGGGUGAAUGGCACCAUCUAUGAGUAUGGAGCCAAGACCCUGGAUGGCGGGGAGUAUGUUCAGUUCCAGCAGUAUGCAGGGAAGCAUGUCCUCUUUGUCAACGUGGCGUCCUUCUGCGGCCUGACGGCCACUUACCCUGAACUAAACAAACUGCAGGAGGAACUGGAGAGCUUCAAUGUCAUCGUUCUGGGCUUUCCUUGCAACCAGUUUGGAAAACAAGAACCUGGAAAAAACUCAGAGAUCCUCCUUGGACUCAAAUAUGUGCGUCCAGGUGGUGGCUAUGUCCCCAAUUUCCAGCUCUUUGAAAAGGGGGAUGUGAAUGGAGAAAAUGAGCAAAAGAUUUUUUCUUUCCUAAAGAACUCCUGUCCUCCCACCUCUGAACUUUUGGGCUCUACAGAAUAUCUCUUCUGGAAUCCCAUGAAGGUCCAUGACAUCCGCUGGAACUUCGAGAAGUUCCUGGUGGGGUCCGAUGGAGUGCCUGUCAUGCGCUGGUUCCACCAUACCCCUGUCAGCGCUGUUCAAUCCGACAUCAUGGAGUACCUAAACCAAACCCAGACCCACUAGGAUAUGCCUUACACAUAAUGCCUUUGUUCCACUCCUUCACCAGCCUCCGUAUGACCAAAGCCUGCAACACUGCCUAGGUCCCUACUAAUGCUUGUGUGGACAGCUCUGUAUGACUGUAUACAGAAGUGUAGUUCUGGUAGGCAUGCACAUGCAUUGAAAAUUAAGGAAAAGAAAAUCUAUUUACCGAGAUAUCAGGCUCUGCUAUAUCAAGUUUUCCUAAUCUAUUCCAAAAGGAAGUCAUAUUUUAGGGUUGAUGAUCCAGACAAUCCUAUACACCUAAAAAAGUAACUCCGCAAUGAUCCUAAUCUAUCACUCGCUGUCCCGGUGAGUUAAA
This is a messenger RNA of Microtus ochrogaster (prairie vole), 1069 nucleotides long. RefSeq names its product glutathione peroxidase 6 (gene Gpx6). The record is from RefSeq and is a predicted model, not a curated record. Lineage: Eukaryota; Metazoa; Chordata; Mammalia; Rodentia; Cricetidae. Gene Ontology annotation, biological process: response to oxidative stress. Gene Ontology annotation, molecular function: glutathione peroxidase activity.